AUGGAUCCUGGAUUGGAAGAGGAACAAACCAAAUUAGAAAGAGGAACAAAAUGUUGCAAAUCAGACAUUAUUUUUUACAUGCUGUGCAUCAUCAAUUUUAUUGCGCCAGUUGAUGGAUUUUCCCUGAAGACUUGCAGAAUCAGCUACAGUACGGCCAUAUGUGUCGGGAGUAAACUCAGAGCUGUUCCUGGAGAUAUUCCCUCAACUGUGACAGGCCUCGAUUUAACUUCUAACAGAAUUUCAACAAUACAUGCAUCAGACUUCAAAGAGCUACUAAAUUUGACUAAGUUAGACCUUAAUAUCAACAGCAUUUUACAGAUAGAAAGCGGUGCGUUUGCCAAUCUAAGUUCUCUUGAGACAUUAAAUCUAAAUAAUAACAAACUUGUUACACUGGGAGAAAAUGUUUUUGAUGGCUUGAUUUGCCUCAUUGAGCUAAGAAUUAAUAAAAAUCGCAUUAAACAAGUGGCAUCCACAUCUUUUAAGUCCAUGACAAGUUUAAAACUUCUGGACAUUUCUCAUAACAACCUGCACCACAUUACAAAAGUUCAAUUGAUAUUGCAACAUCUGCCACAUCUACGGGAGCUGGUAAUAAGCAACAAUGAUUUAACCACUUUUCAGUCAUUUGAACUGACAAACAAAUCAUUAGAACUUCAGUACCUUGAUUUGUCAAAAAAUCCCCUCACAGUCUUCAGGAUCACUGCCGAUGUUUUUCCAAAUCUCACCUGGUUUAAAAUUGGGAGCCCAGCCAGAAAGAAACAAAUGAUAUGGGACGUGCAAAACAAGACAUUUCUAAGUCGUGUUACUACUCUUGACAUUAGUGAGCUUCAUUUGGGUCUUGGGGACAUGGAAAGGUUGUUAGAGUCAGUGAACUCAUCGUUAACUGUUCUGAAAAUGAAUGCAAUGACACAUAACCUGACCACACUGAUCAACAUUUCCUGCACCAUCCCAACAAUGAGGACUCUGCAACUUCGAAGCAAUAAGCUCAGCUUUGUUAAUGCAUACUUGUUUAAGUUGUGUAUUAAUGUAACUGAGUUAGUUCUGACAGACAACAAAAUAAAAAACAUCCACGAUGAUGCUUUCAGAUCCCUUAAAAAUUUAAGGAUUUUAACACUGAGUAAAAACAGGCUUCCAUUGGUUCCAGCUGCAACAAGGAAUCUACCAACUCUUUCAGAGCUGGAUCUCAGCACCAAUAACAUCAGCACACUGGACUGCCAUGAUUUCACCAAUCAGACAAAGCUCAGGAAGCUUUAUCUUUAUCAGAAUUCAAUCACAGCUCUGAAACCGUGUCUUUUCAAAGAUUUAAAAGGAUUACAAUCUCUAAAAUUACAGACAAACCAAAUAACUAAGUUGAAUGGUGCUUUCAAAGAACAUUUGCCAAACCUUACACAGCUGCAUUUGAAUGGAAACAAGCUACCUGCUAUCAAAAAGGAUGCAUUUAAAGGCUUGCACUCCCUCCAGAACUUGUCAUUACACCAAAACGGAAUAAAAGUACUUGAAAGUAAGAGUUUCAGUGGACUGACAAAUCUGACCCAAAUUAAUCUACAAAACAAUGAUAUUUCACAAGAUGAACUAAACAAAGAUGUUUUCAGUCCUCUGAUUAAUUUAAGGAGACUGGAUUUGAGUGAAAAUCAUAUCAAUUACAAGAAAAGUAGAAAUUUGCCUGAUCCUCCAUUUUCUCAGCUGUCCCAUCUAGAGGAAUUGCUUGUUUUUUCACAACACCACAGGUUGCAUAGUUAUCUGCCUGUGAAUUUCUUGCAAGGUUUGACCAGUCUUUUGAGUUUCAAAGCCAGGAAUAUCCGUAUUGCGUCUCUGGACAAAGACACCUUUGUUUACACGCCACAGCUGCAAUUACUUGAACUUUCUUCAAAUGAACUUAAAGAACUCCCUCCAGAUCUGUUUUUCCCAAUUCCAAACCUUAAAAGCCUUUACAUAUCCAGGACAGCUCUUUACUCUCUAGACUUCCUUAAAGAUGCCAACCUCACAAAGCUGGAGUUUCUACAGGCAAGACAGAAUUUAUAUUCAGUUAUUCACAAUGAAGAUAUAAAAUCCCUACCAGCUCUGACUUAUCUGGACCUUCAGGGCAAUGGAUUCACCUGCAACUGUGAUAACAGCUGGUUUCUCUCGUGGGCAAUAAAUGACAGCAAAACUCAAGUUUAUGAUGCAUAUAACUUUUCGUGCAACUAUCCACAAGAAUUCAAAAGUAAGAAGCUGUUGGACUUCGACACCAGCUCCUGCUCAGCUAACACUGACUUUAUUUGCUUUGUUCUCACCACGUGUACAAUCCUAUGCUUGAUGGUGGUGUCCUUCACUUACCAUUUCAUGGGGUUGCAGCUGGUCUAUGCCUAUUACCUGUUCAUAGCUUGGCUCUUUGAUAAAAAGCACAAAAACAAGAAAACUCUUCAUCAGUACGACGCCUUUAUCUCCUAUAACACCCACGAUGAGCCUUGGGUCAUUGACAAGCUCUUACCAAAACUGGAAGGAGAACAGGGCUGGAGACUGUGCCUACAUCAUCGAGACUUUGAACCAGGGAGACCCAUCAUAGAUAACAUUACAGAUGCUAUUUAUGGAAGCAGGAAGACCAUUUGUGUUAUCAGUCGCAAAUACCUCGAGAGUGAAUGGUGCUCCAGAGAGAUCCAGGCAGCCAGUUUCCGUCUGUUUGAUGAGCAGAAAGACGUACUCAUCCUGGUAUUUAUGGAGGAGAUUCCCAGCUAUCUGUUGUCUCCUUACCACCGCAUGAGAAAGAUGCUAAAGAAGAAAACCUACCUGAGCUGGCCGAGAGCUGGAGAGCACACCGAGCUGUUCUGGGAGAAACUUUGCCAGGCUCUGGAGACCAGAGAAGAUCCAGAAGCAAAGAUGUUACUUCUCACUGUGUCAACUAUGCCAUGA
Molecule: messenger RNA, 2886 nt
Organism: Pelmatolapia mariae (spotted tilapia)
Lineage: Eukaryota; Metazoa; Chordata; Actinopteri; Cichliformes; Cichlidae
Product: toll-like receptor 13
Exons: 3
Coding region: 1-2886 (961 amino acids)
Biological process (GO): toll-like receptor signaling pathway; inflammatory response; immune response
Cellular component (GO): plasma membrane
Molecular function (GO): transmembrane signaling receptor activity; protein binding
Source: RefSeq, a predicted model, not a curated record